Messenger RNA from Oryzias melastigma (Indian medaka), 4722 nucleotides. It is a transcript of the gene tbc1d4, whose product is annotated as TBC1 domain family, member 4. The transcript has 24 exons. Lineage: Eukaryota; Metazoa; Chordata; Actinopteri; Beloniformes; Adrianichthyidae. The coding region runs from base 794 to 4696 and encodes 1300 amino acids. The record is from RefSeq and is a predicted model, not a curated record.
UAGGAAUCAUAUGGGGGGGCUCUUCAGCAGGGUGGGGGUGGGACUCUUCUUCGCCUGUGUAUGCAAUAUUAGGUGGGAUUCCACCAAAACGAUUCAGCAGGAUGUGCUUGUAAACACGUGCGGGUUCUCCCCUCCACUCCAGCUUUGGAGAGUGGGUCAGCACUCAGCGGAGACAGAGAGAGCAGCUCUCUGUCUCUCAAACCGCCCUGAGGAGCACUUGCUUGCUUACUUUCUUACCGUCCAUCAGCCUGCGGAGGAGGGCGGAGCUCCACGGCUGCGCGCUCUCCGCGGCACAUGGUGGGGCCGGCUGGGCGGAUUUGUCAGCGCACACGGGGCGCUCCGCCUCCAAAGGCGUUGACGAAGAAAGGAUCCCAAAUGAAAGGCUUUAUUUCAGGACGAAAAACAGGAAUCAGAGCAUAUGUCUCCCAUUUCACCGCAGCAAACAGAAAUCAGACUUGGAUAAAUGAGCUGCUAUAACGCGUUACGCGCGUCGCGGGUGGACGCGUAAAUGCGCUUCGGAGAAACGAGCCGCGCGUCAAAGGAACCCGAUGUCUCUGGGCCACUUGUGUUUACACGGGGACCAUCCAGAGCCACGUUUUUAGCAGGCGGCAACCUUGGAGAAGACAUCAGCCUACAGUGAGGCAGACUGCCUCUGCGGGCGGAGGCGCAGGGAAGGAAACUGGGUUGUUCAUCCAUGGCCUCCUCUGCAGACCCCCUCUAAAUCACCGAAAGAGCAGGGCUGUUUGUUGUUAUUUGGAUUUAGUUUGUCGAAAGUUGCAGCAGGUUGCAGCACAUGCGCAUGACAGAUCGCUGUGGAUGUCCACAUGCAAAGUUAACAACUCCACCUAAUGCGCAACCGAGAGCUCCAGAACCCGUGAAAGAGAAUCCCUGUUGUUGUCAAACCAGUUUCAGGCUCCAAGUCUGCUUGGCCGACAUGGAGAUCCGCGACGAGACGGCGGGGAAGUCGUUCGCGCUGACGUACGUGGGCUGGUGCACGCUGGACAGGCGGACCACCCUGCCCAUGCUGCCGUGGCUGGUGGCCGAGAUCCGCCGGAGGAGCGAGAAGGGCGGCUUCGGCCCCGUCAUGCAGCCCAGAGAGGUCCAGCUGCUGCUCCACUCGCCGUUCAUCCGCUGCGUCCCGACCAGCAGCAGCAGCUCGUCCGUGUUCAUCUUCGAGCACAAGGCGCAGCUCGUCGCGCGCUUCAUCCACAACAGCAACGACCUCUCCUACUUCGCGUACCUGCUGCGCGGACAGCCGGACAACCCGGAGUCCGAGAUGUCCUGUCACGUCUUCAAGGCCUCCGACCCCAACCAGGUUCCAGAGGUUAUCAGCAGCAUUCGACAAGUGUCAAAAUCUGCCCUUAAGGAAGACGCGAAGCCCAAACAGGAAACUGAAGAGGCCUUUUACAACUCGCAGAAGUUUGAAGUGCUGUACUGUGGCAAGGUCACAGUUGGUCACAAGAAGGCUCCAAUCUCCCUCAUUGACGAUUGCAUCGACAAGUUUCGUCAGCAUGAGACCGAGAGGAAGCGCCUCCGACUGCUCAACGGCCAGCGAGGGUCCACGGAGAGCGCUCCUGUGGAUUUUCUCAUGGGGGAAGAAGGGGACCCCCUUUCCUCUGUGCUGAACAAGAAUACGGAGGAGUCUGAUGCUCCUGGCAUGGAGGACAUCAGUGCAGGUAAGAGUGAAGGUAAAGGCUUGUCCAUCAGUUCCAGUCAGAGCAGCUUGCGAGGAGCCUUCCCAGAAUGCAUCCUGGAGGACUCCGGGUUUGAGGAGCCGCAGGAGUUUCGCACGCGCUGCAGCAGCUUGGCAGGAAGUCUUCAGAGGAAGCCGGGGGAAGCUGGAAUCAUGGGGCCGACGCGCCGCAGACACGCCAGCGCUCCUAACAACGUGCAGCCCUCUGAUUCAGACAAGAACCGAACCAUGCUCUUUCAGGUCGGACGCUUCGAGGUGAACCUCAUAAGUCCUGACAGUAAAACGGUGGUGCUGGAGAAGAACUUUAAAGAUAUCUCAUCCUGCUGUCAGGGUAUCAAGCAGACAGACCAUUUUGGAUUUAUCUGUCGUGACCCGCUGGAUUCUGGGCCCAGUCAGUACGUGUGCUACGUUUUUCAGUGUGCCAGUGAAUCCUUGGUAGACGAGGUGAUGCUGACCUUGAAGCAGGCCUUCUCCACCGCAGCGGCCUUGCAAAGCAACAAAACCCAAAUCCAGCUGUGCGAAGCCUGCCCUAUGCACGGCCUGCACAAACUCUGCGAGAGGAUUGAGGGUCUUUACCCGCCCAGAGCGAAGUUAGCCAUCCAACAGUACCUCUCUGAACUCACCGACAACGAGCAGGCGGAGGUUUUUGAGAAAGUUCAAAAACAAAAACCAGGGUCAGACCAGGAGGAGAAUGAGCUGGUGAUUCUCUAUCUAAGGCAGAUCUGCGAGGCCAAGCAGAAGUCUCACCUCCACAUUGGAGAAUCUCCCCAGAAUGCAGGAAAUAGCUCUGCAGCGGGGGACGGCACGGCCCAAAGCAGUCGCUUCAAACUGGAUAUCUUCAAGAGCAAGGCCCGCACGUCCCUCACCAGCUCCCUGGAGAACAUCUUUGCGAGGGGUGCCAGCCGGAUGCGGGACCGCCUGGGAAGCAUGGGAAGCAUCAGCAGUUUUGAAAAACAGGAUGAAGAGUCCCCUGGUGAGUCCCCUCCAGGUUCGCCCCCCGCCUUCCCCGACAACGACCUGGAAUCUGGGAUGCAGUUCCGCCGGCGCGCUCACACCUUCAGCCACCCGCCGCUGAGGAAACGCAUCUCCUUCGAAAGCCAGCUGUCCAAUCCGAGCAAACAGGCUCCCCUGCGCAGACAGCAGUCUGUAAAUUCCGAGCUGCUGCAGAGCAGUCCCGCGGCCGUUCCCAGAACGCGCAGUGUUUCGGAGAGCGAGUCCACCUUCGGCCUCCCCUCCUCCUUCUCUGCCCCCACUUUCCUGAAAAGCUUUUACCAGGGCUCGCUGGGCUCCCUCAGCUCCCUGGCAGACAGUGGGAGCCUCAAGAGCAAUGGCGAAGGCAGGAAAAGGAGUUUGUCCGGCUGCAGCAGCGAGCUGGUGAGCGCGGGUCUCCCCCCGACCCCACGCAGGGUCUCCUGGAGGCAGAAGAUCUUCCUGAGGGUGGCGUCGCCCAUGAACAAGCCGUCUGCAUCCAUGCAGCACACAGACGACUCUCCUGCCGGUGACCUGCUGCCUCUUUCUCCUCACGCCUUGGACUCCAGUCUGGACCAUUUGAGGCGUCUUUUGCCCAUGGCACACGACCAGUCGCCUGAAGGGAAACCUAAAAAAACCGGAGCAGACUACCGGGCUCUCUGGAAGACUGCCAUCCACCAGCAGAUCCUACUUCUGCGCAUGGAAAAGGAAAAUCAGAGGCUAGAAGAAGCGAGCCGAGACGAGCUGCAUAUUCGCAAGAUGAAGCUGGACUACCAGGAAGUGAGUCAGUGCUCCAAAGAGACGCAGGCGAUGUGGGAGAAGAAACUCACGGCUCCAGGCAGGACCACAAACCCGCAGGACAAGGAGGACAUCUAUCGGGCCAUAUGCCAAGGAGUUCCAAAGAGCAGACGUGGGGACGUCUGGCUGCUCCUUUCCCAUCAGCACCGGCUGCAGCACAGGCUGCCCCAGCGCCAGCACGCCCCAGACACCCCCUACCACGACCUGCUCAAGCAGCUCACGGCGCAGCAGCAUGCCAUUCUGGUGGAUUUAGGUCGGACUUUUCCCACACACCAGUAUUUCUCUGCCCAGCUUGGCGCAGGCCAGCUCUCCCUCUACAACCUCCUGAAGGCCUACUCUCUGCUGGAUACAGAGGUCGGCUACUGCCAGGGGAUCAGCUUUGUGGCCGGAGUCCUGCUGCUGCACAUGAGCGAGGAUCAGGCGUUCGACAUGCUCAAGUUCCUGAUGUACGACCUCGGCAUCCGGCGGCAGUACAGACCCGACAUGGUCUCUCUGCAGAUUCAGAUGUACCAGCUCUCCAGGCUUCUGCACGACUACCACCGAGACUUGUACAGUCACUUUGAGGAGCACGAGAUCUGCCCCAGCCUCUACGCGGCGCCGUGGUUCCUGACUCUGUUCGCCUCACAGUUCCCACUUGGCUUCGUGUCUCGAAUCUUUGAUUUUGUGUUUGUCCAGGGUACUGAAGUGAUCUUUAAGGUGGCCCUGUGCCUGCUGAGCAGCCACGAGAAGGAGAUAAUUGAGUGUGACAGCUUUGAGAGCAUUGUUGACUUUCUGAAGACUGCACUCCCGACUCUCACAGAGGCCCAGAUGGAGCAGACCAUCGCCAAGGUCAUAGAGAUGGACAUCUCCAAGCAGCUGCAUGCUUAUGAAGUGGAGUACCAUGUCCUGCAGGAUGAGAUGUUGGACGCCGGACCGCUACCCGAUGACUCGGAGCGUCUGGACAAACUAGAAAAGACAAACACACAACUGAAGAAGCAAAACAUGGACCUGCUGGAGAAACUUCAGGCAGCGCGGCAGAAGAUCCAGACGCUGGAGACCAGCGUGGAGAGCUUCCUCUCCCGGGAGAGCAAAAUGAAGCACAUGAUUCGCUCCCUGGAGCAGGAGAGGGCAGCACACCAGCGAACCAUUGAACGCAUGCGCUCGUGCCUUCCCCCUGACGCCCUGACAGAUGUGGAGAUGACCCAGAUCAAAACAGGACCCAACGGGAAAGCCAAAACCGCAGCCAAAAAGCCCUGAUGGUAACCGAGGGGAAGCGGGGGGCG